UCUAUAAAAAAAAAGCGAGCACCGAUUACAAAAAUGAAUUGAUCAAUUAUUAUUAUCCACAGUAGAUACCCAAAUUUCCACCAUACACAUAUUAGAUUUGAUCCCAUAAUAUAUGAGUACAAGAUGAACGCUAUUUCCCAAAGAUGUCAAAACCGAGCAAUUCGUUUUUAUACACUGCAUUAUUUUAAUAUCAACUUGCCCAUUCAGUUACGGCAUUUGAGUUUCUCUGUUUUCAGGAUGGCGAUCUGGUUCAAUAUACUGUCAAACUUUUUUGUUUCUUUCUGUACCUUCCAAUCUCUGCUCAUCCAGAUUCUGCCAUGCCAAAACCCAAACCACAGCUUCCAAUCCAUGGCCUCGUGGCCGCUAUUGUUGUUUUACUUCAAUUACCGGAAUUUUGUGUGGCCAAAACCAGAAACAAAUAUUGCAACUCAACUGUUUGUGGAAAUGUCACAAUCAGCUACCCUUUUCGAUUACCAACCCAACCUCCCAACUGCGGCGAACCUCGAUUCGAACUCGACUGCGACAGCAACAACCGCACCGUUUUAUCCUUAAACCAUGGCAGAUUCUACGUCCAAAAUAUCUGGUACGAAUACUCCACUAUCCGAGCUAUUGACCCAAACCUCGCUGUGGAUGAUUGUUCCCUUCCUCGCGGCUCCUUAUCGUUCUGGGAUAAAGGGCCGUAUUCUUUGGUUUUCCCAUUGAGUCUCAUGUAUGUAGUGAACUGCACAAAGGCGAUUAAAUCAUCUUUGUAUAUUGAUGCCUCGCGUUGCCCCGUUAACUCUUCCGGUUCCGAUCCGCCACCAGAUUCAUACGUUUAUUUUCUGGGUGAACGAACUUCGCCUCGAGAUUUCGAUGAGUCUUGCAGAAUCGAAGCUACGGUUCCUGUUAUAGUUCAGGAUAUAAGUGGCUUCUCUACUUCGGACAUCUACGAGAAGCUGUUAAAGCCGGGGUUCGAAUUGUCUUGGACCUUCGGUUUCAAGUCGCAGCAGGCCAGUCCUAUCGAUGCCUUGUUAGGAGACUUGGAAUAUGCCUUGCAAAGUUACAUUGACAGCUUCAUCCAUUACUUAUUCAAAGGCCCCCAUAUUGCCCAUGCUUCAUAUUAUGCACCUAAAAGUACUUAUAUUUUAUGUCUUCAAAUAACAGGAGGAUUUAUCUUAGCAAGGAUUUUGCCCAGGAUAAUUUGCUUGAUUGGACUUGUUAUUUACAAAUGGAGAAGAAGACAUUUAUGUGCGGAUGAUACGAUCGAAGAGUUUCUUGAACGUCAAAAAGAUUUGAUGCCGAUAAGGUAUUCUUAUCGCGAAAUAGAGAAAAUGAGUAAUGGUUUUAAGGAUAAAUUAGGCGAAGGCGGUUAUGGUUCGGUGUUUAAAGGAAAGCUUCGUAGUGGUUAUUUUGUAGCAAUAAAGUUAUUGGGGAAGGCAAAAGGUAAUGGCCAGGAUUUCAUCAAUGAAGUUGCUACGAUCGGGAGGAUUCAUCAUGUUAAUGUGGCGAAACUUACUGGAUUUUGUGUUGAGGGAUCAAAACAAGCUCUCGUUUAUGAUUUUAUGCCGAAUGGAUCUCUAGAUCGGAUUAUAUUUGCAAAAGAAAAUAAGGUUGACUUAAGUUGGAAAAAGAUGUUUGAUAUUGCGCUUGGGGUGGCUCGAGGGCUCGACUACUUACAUCAAGGAUGUGACAUGCAGAUUUUACAUUUUGAUAUCAAGCCGCACAAUAUUCUUUUAGACGAGAACUUUACACCAAAAGUUGCAGAUUUCAGUCUUGCUAAACGGUUUUCAGUAGAUGAUAGCAUCGUAUCUCUGACAGCAGCACGAGGUACUAUAGGUUACAUUGCUCCUGAAUUGGUCUACAAAAACCUCGGAGGCGUCUCAUAUAAAGCCGAUGUUUACAACUUCGGAAUGUUAUUAAUGGAAAUCAUAGGAAGGAGGAAGAAUAUGAACACAUCUGCCGAACAAGAAAGUCAAAAAUACUUCCCAUCAUGGAUUUACGAUCGAUACUAUCAUGGAGAAGAUGUAGAUUUGGGAGAUGUUACGGAUGACGAAAAGAUUAUCGUGAAGAAGAUGGUGAUAAUAGCUUCUUGGUGUGUACAAGUAAAACCUAAUGAUCGUCCUUCGAUGAGCAAAGUCUUGGAGAUGUUCGAAACGGAUGUCGACCUCCUCCAAAUGCCUCCAAAACCUUUUCAACUUCCCUUUGAAGUAGCAACGGCUACUCAAUCCUAUGCUUCAACCAAAGAUCAACCCCAUGAUAGUUCAACUGAUGAGACAUCUUAUUUACUCUAUUCUUCAAAUGAAAUUACCCUAGGUUUGGGUAUCAUGAAUCCGUGAAUCAAAAAUUCAAAUAGC
Molecule: messenger RNA, 2333 nt
Organism: Gossypium raimondii (Peruvian cotton)
Lineage: Eukaryota; Viridiplantae; Streptophyta; Magnoliopsida; Malvales; Malvaceae
Product: LEAF RUST 10 DISEASE-RESISTANCE LOCUS RECEPTOR-LIKE PROTEIN KINASE-like 2.3
Exons: 5
Coding region: 318-2315 (665 amino acids)
Biological process (GO): protein phosphorylation
Molecular function (GO): ATP binding; polysaccharide binding; protein kinase activity
Source: RefSeq, a predicted model, not a curated record